AGCGUCUAGCUAGCUAUUAGCUAGCACAACCAUCACAGCAUAUAAACUAGUAUUAAGAUGCAGGAAAAAUAAAAUACAGAAUAAUAAAGACCCAUUUUGAGCCGAGUCCGCCAGGUGGGUUCUGUUUGCUGAGCACAUAAGCUAAGCUGGAGUUGAUCCGGGAGUAGCUUGCUAACAACAAACGUUAGCAUGCACUGGAGGUGGAUGCUGCACUGAAACUGACAGCAGGAGAACUGACAACACACCACAUUGUGAGGCUGAGGCAACAGUGUCACCAUGUAUUCAAGCCCCAACAUAAAGCCCAGCUGCAACAGCAGCAGCAUCACUGAGCUUCUGGGUGCCCUGUGUGAAUGUAGCCUCUCUGGGGUGUCAUGGAAGCGUCGUGCCCUGGGAGGAGUCUCCAGAGAGACUUUCCGCAGAGCUCUAAAGAAGCGUGCCUAUGGUGCCCUGCUGUCCAAGCUAUUUCAAGAUGGCACCAAAGCGUCCGCCUCAGGGCCAAGUGCCAUGGCUAAUACACCACCCAGAAACAAAGUCCUGAUGAUAUGUUUUGACUUGCGGGUGGCAGGGUGCCGAGAGGAAGCAGAGAGGCUGGAAGAGCAGCUGGAGAGGUUGACAGAGGGAGCAUCUUCUGGUCUGAAGGAGGUAGACUCAGUCCUGGAGCUCCUGUUGCAUCUAGCUGGCUCUGCACCUCCACCCCCGACCUCUUUCAGCAGGGACUACAUGAGACGAGAGAGGCCUGUGCUGCGCCGGCCUCAGCCCUGGAGCUACCAGAGCGAGGAGCUGCAGAGGCUAGAGGCGCGGGCAUGGGGACUAGUGUGCGGGGAGGAAUGGGGGACUUUGGAGAGUUUGUGUGGAACUCAGAGAUUGAUGGAUGGCCCACCGGGCACAGGGCUGCUCACUCUAAAGACUAAAAUGGAUGUGGAAGAAAGAUUUGAGAAGGAGACCAGGCUGACACUGUUUGGAGCACUGCAGCACACUCGUACCUCAGACAUAGACAUAAGACUGGACCUGCCUCCUGUUCCUAGUAAUAUUGAUGUAACUGGGCUCGCUAUCAGAGUCCCUCACUGUUUAGAUCAGUCUGAGGAUGAGGGCUUCCAGUCAUCGUCCAAUCUGACCCCAGACUCUCAGUCAGAGCCCAGCCCCAGUCCAGAGCUUGAUUUAUGGGAGGCCCUCCGGACGUUUGAGCCUGGAAAGCGGCGCUGCUGGGAAUCUGUUGGCUGCCCACCAGGGAAAAGGGAGUCUCUCUAUCUAACAGAAGGAGGCAGGGAGGCAUUUGACAAGCUUUAUCAACUAUGGGAGGGGGAGAUUAGGGUGGUCAGCACGAGUACGCCCUCUCCUGUCCUCCCACUGCCCCUAGACUCUCAGUCACAACUAGUAUCUGACCUCCUCAACAUGUUGAUCGGAGUGGCAUCCACGACCUUCCCUCUCAACCAGAGUGUUCAGUUUGAUGUCAGACCUGGUGUGUGCGUGUCAGGAGCCUCUGCAGAGAGUGUGUCUCGUCUCUUGGGAGAGCUGGCCCAAUAUGGCACCUACUACUUGAGGCUUAGUCGCUUUUCUUUACAGAAUACUGACAAGAAGGGCCUGGUCUUCCAGGCUUUUACAGGUGGUCUGAGGAAGUACCUGCAUUACUACAGAGCUUGUGUUCUCAGCACGCCACACACCCUCAGCCUUCUGACUAUCGGCUUCCUCCUCCGCAAAGUGGGCCGGCAGCUCAGGUACCUGUCAGAACUCUGCUGUGUAGAUGGGCCUCUGGGUGCCGGCCAGGCUACCUUCCCUGUGGGUGUUAAAUUGCUGUCCUACCUGUACAAUGAAGCACAGAAUAACUGCAGCAACGAGAACUAUCCGGUCCUGCUGUCGCUGCUGAAGAGCAGCUGUGAACCCUAUACACGGUUUGUGUCUGACUGGGUGUAUAGCGGUGUUUUUCGGGAUGUUUAUGGAGAAUUCAUGAUACAAGUAAAUGAAGAUUACCUCAGCUUCAGAGACAAACACUUCUGGGUUCAAGGCUACACUCUUCACACAAAAGAUGUGGAGGAUUGUGUGCCCAUCUUCCUGAGACACAUCGCCAAUGACGUGUAUGUCUGCGGAAAGACCAUCAACCUCCUCAAAAUCUGCUACCCACAGCACUACAUCUGCUGGUCGGAGCUGCCUAUGCCUCGCAUUGCUGUCACCUUCUCUCUGCAGGAGUUGGAGGAGAUUGAGAGGGACUGUGCAGUGUACCGUGGACGUAUGGAGAGGAUUGCUAAGCACAGCGCCAUCAGCAGGGAGGAGCAAGCCCUGAGAACAGAGCAGGCACGCCAGGAGCUGAUCAAUCAGGUCAGAGAGUCAGCAGCCAAAACCCUGGAGAGCAUCCGCGGGCGCCAGGUGUCACAACGUCUGGCUGAGGAGGCCAAGAAGAGGGAGCGUUUUGAGGAGCUGAAACAGCACCUGGAGCAGGAGCAAGAGUGGCGAAGUGCAGCCAAGAAGGAGCAGCAGGAGGAUGACUUCAGCUUUGCCAGAGAGCUGAGGGACAGAGAGAAGAGACUACAAGCCCUGGAAGAGCAACUGGAGCAGAGAGCCAGGAAGGAGCUGAUCGAUCAGUACAGCCAUCUGUCAGAGGAAGCAGCUCGCAGAGAGAGACGGGCCAUGUGGAGGGUGCAGCGAAUGAGACUGGAUGAUGCUCGUGCUCAGUUCUUCAAACAUGACAUGCAGCAGAUGCAGGCAAUAUUAGAGAAAUAUCCCUUUGGCCAGAAGAGACCUCCCAUUGACAUAUUGCCAACACAACAGGCUACACCACAAUCAACACUGGAAACUCUCACUCAGGGGUCGUCUGAACAGCAGCCAGCGGAGACUCAAGAAUGUGAAGCUGCAUCACCACAACAUGACCCGUCUUCCCCUACCCUCAACCCCCUUGCUGUAGACCCCGCAUUCAUUUCUGAAGACAUUGACAUCAAUGACUUCCUCGCCAAGUCACCGAAUCCUGACGGUCAGCAGGUGGACGCAGCCCUACAGGAGAUUGGCUCUGACCUACCUGAGGCCUGUCUGUCAACACAGCUUGUAGAAUAUGACUUCAGUGCCCCCUUUAGUCCACUUGAAGGUAUCACUGGACAAGCCUCAGUUCAGCCCAGACCACGCUGGGGACCUGCAGUUCAGCCUGACUUGAUCCAAAACCAUCCGUCUUUUUCUCACAUCCCCAUUGGAGAGAAUAUGUCUCAAAUCCAGGAGAGUUUCCCAAAAGCCAGCCUCUUUGGUCAAGCCUCCAAAUCCAGCUUUCCUCUAGGCCAGUACACCCCAGAGGAACCCCAAAAUACAUUGAAAGCAAGUGUUAAUGGACAGCCCUCUCAAGCCUCAGUUCAACUAGUAGACAGGAGUGGCUCGAUGACAGACAACAAGCAAGAAAAAGUACCUGUUGUAGAACAGGAGACUGAAACAGGGAUUUUGGAAAGUAAAGUAGAGGCAAAUAUGGAUGAUAAUACAAAAGAACAUGGUGUGGUUGAUACUGUUCCUUCUACUACACCAGAGCAAGGCGACAAGGGUAAUGGUGCUCACAAAGUAAUGACAGAUCUUUCUGACGGUGGUGGGAUUGAAACACUAAUGGUAAACACUCAAGACCACAACUUGGAUGCUCAAGAUAAAGUUGAGAUCGUUUCUUCAUCCAGCGUCCAUGGACAUUCUUUUGAUGCUCACAUUAAUGUUGGACAGUAUAUAUCAGAGGUAUCUGCACCACUACCAACCUCUAACAUCCAUGGUCACGCGUCAGAUUCACACAUCAAGAUUGGAGAAUAUGUUUCGGAAGUUGAUGCUCCUCUACCUUCCACCAGUGUUCACGGUCACUCGUCUAAUUCCCACAUUAAAAUUGGUGAACAUGUUUCAGAUAUUGUUGCCUUUCUACCCUCCCCUAGCAUUCAUGGUCACACAUCAGAUGCCCACAUCAAAGUUGGGGAAAAUGUUUCAGAAGUUGUUGUACCACUUCCUGCUCCAAGUAUCCACGGUCACUCCUCUGAUGCUAAUAUAAAAGUGGGCGAGUUUGUGUCCAACGUACCUGAAGCAAGACCUCGUUGGAAUAAGCAUGGGCAUACCUCAGAUUGCAUCCUUCAACCAGGGUGUGUGGUGUCAGGAACUGAACCAGCUUUGUCCUCUUUACCUGGAAGCUCUUACGGUCAUUCCUCAGACUCUAAGUUAGGUGUUGGAUGUGUGGUUUCAGGACAGGAAACAAAGCAUCCUCCUCUUCCCGGCAGUGCCCAUGGCCAUACCUCGGACUCAAGUUUAGGUGUUGGAUGUGUAGUGUCCAAAACCGAUCCACUUCCAUCACCGCUACCAGGCAGCAUCUACGGCCACUCUUCUGAUUCAACACUGGGGGGCGGAUGUGUGGUGUUGGGGAUGGGGAUGGAGCCACAACAAACUGCGCUGCCAGGCAGCGGUUACGGCCACUCAUCAGAUUCUUCACUUGGAGUUGGAUGUGUGGUGAAGGGGAAAAGCAAAGGAGAUCAACAUAAAACAGAGGACAGUGAAGCAAGUAAAGGUCCCAAGUCCGAGAGCCCUGGUGAGCAGCUGGUUGAGGCCACAGGGUCCUGGGCAGCUGGCUUUGGUUUGUCCCCUGGAGAAAAGUCCGAGCAGGAGUAUCUAUAUGCUUUGUCUUGCCAGUACCAGGUGGAACACUAUGAAGACUGCUACAACCUUAUGGCUUCGUCUCCAGAGUGUCAGCUUCUGAAGCAGGUAACUCGUGGCCCCUGGGGCCUUCCUAUGGACCCCACACUGCGCAGACCCACAGACACCACUGCUGUCCAGCUCAGCGAGAUGGUUUCACUGCCAGUUCUGAUAAAAAACUCUGUCACUACGCCGCUCAUCACACAUGUAUCCUUGGUGAAUAAGGCAGUGGUGGACUACUUCUUUGUGGAGCUAAGGGUGGAAAGACACUUUGAGGCGCUGCGCCACUUCCUGCUGAUGGAGGAUGGCGAGUUCGCACAGUCCCUCAGCGAUCUACUGUUUGAAAAGCUGGGCAGUGGCCAGACUCCCGGUGAGCUGCUGACCCCUCUGGUCCUGAACUCCAUCCUCAGUAAAGCCCUGCAGUACAGUUUACAUGGGGACACCCCCUUGGCUGGCAACUUCACCUUCGCCCUGCGCUUCCUGCCAGAGACUUUCCACCCUCACGCGCCCGAUUCUCUCAACUGUCUGGAGCUACGCUACAAGGUGGACUGGCCGUUGAACAUCAUCAUCACAGACAGCUGCAUGAACAAGUACAACCGUCUGUUCUCGUUCCUGUUGCAGCUCAAACACAUGGUGUGGAGCCUCCGUGAUGUCUGGUUCCACCUCAAGAGAACAGCGCUGGUGAAAGGUGCAGGUCGCUCGGUGCAGUUCCAUCAGCUGCAGCUUUACCGGCACGAGAUGCAACACUUUGUCAAGGUAAUACAGGGAUACAUCGCCAAUCAGAUCCUGCAAGUGUCCUGGAGUGAGUUCACAGCCAAGCUUGCUACCGCCAGCGACCUGGACGCCAUCCACCGAACACACGCAGACUACCUCAACAGAGCCAUCUUCAGGGGUUUGCUGACAGAGAAAGCGGCUCCGGUCAUGAACAUCAUCCACAGCAUCUUCAGCCUGAUCCUGAAGUUUCGUGCCCAGCUGAUCGCACAGCCCUGGGACAGCCAUCAGGGGGAGGCAGUGCACCCCAGCUUCAUUGCCAUGCAGCAGUCGUACAACACCUUCAAGUAUUACUCUCACUUCCUUUUCAAAGUGGUGACCAAGCUGGUGAACAGAGGCUACCAGCCUCAUUUAGAGGAUUUCCUCCUUCGCAUCAACUUCAACAACUACUACAAAGACUCCUGAGCUGCUGUGUUGUAGUGUACGUGAGCUAAGUGUCACGAUUUCGGAUCCCAUGAACCAUAGUAUAUCACCUUUAUGUGUUUACAAGGCAGGAGGCAGAUGGUCAGACAUGCAUAAUAAUAAACCAGUCUACAUGUCAAUGUCCAAAAUACAUUUAAACUCCACCUGUGCUUUAUUUUAGGGGAUGUCAAUCAUCUUGCAUCAAUGUGCAGGAUAUAAACUACAUCUGUGUUCUUAGUUCUCUGCCUCUAAAAUUGUAUGCUGCCAAAGUUUGUGAUUGAGAUGAAGCCAAUGCCUCAAGUUAUGUCUCCCAUGCUCAGGUGUGCCUCCAACCAUGUAGAUUUUAAGCGCUAGCCCAUGGGCUGCAUAAAAAUGAAGUGUUAAAUAUCUGUAAAUAUGAGAGGAAGAUGCUUUGCUUAA
Scomber scombrus (Atlantic mackerel) is the source of this 6216-nucleotide messenger RNA. It is a transcript of the gene tubgcp6, whose product is annotated as tubulin gamma complex component 6. Bases 277 to 5799 code for a protein of 1840 amino acids. The record is from RefSeq and is a predicted model, not a curated record. Gene Ontology annotation, molecular function: microtubule minus-end binding; gamma-tubulin binding. NCBI's taxonomy places the organism in Eukaryota, Metazoa, Chordata, Actinopteri, Scombriformes, Scombridae. Gene Ontology annotation, biological process: meiotic cell cycle; cytoplasmic microtubule organization; spindle assembly. The transcript has 25 exons. Gene Ontology annotation, cellular component: spindle pole; equatorial microtubule organizing center; gamma-tubulin complex.